This is a messenger RNA of Fusarium venenatum, 327 nucleotides long. The record is from RefSeq and is a predicted model, not a curated record. Lineage: Eukaryota; Fungi; Ascomycota; Sordariomycetes; Hypocreales; Nectriaceae.
AUGGGGAAUGCUCGUUCCGGCAGGUACAGUUCUGACUACCUACGACCUGAUCAUCUCACUCAGACCAUCAUUCUCCGUAUGGCCAGCAAGAACGUGAGCAAGGCUGUCGAUACUGUGAGAAGGGCUGUGCUUUCUGCUGGCGGUUUAAGCGGACAUGGACCCCGAAACACAGGCUUCCUUGUGACUCGCCAACAUUUGCUUGGCACUCUGCCCCCUGCCCGAAAUCCCCAGCCUGAGCCUGUCCACGCCCCGCCCACUGCCCACGAGGACUACCGUAGUCGUUGGGAUAAGGACAUAGAUAUUCGUGGUUACCGCUCUUUCGUAUAG